Messenger RNA from Beta vulgaris subsp. vulgaris (sugar beet), 2634 nucleotides. RefSeq lists its product as uncharacterized. Lineage: Eukaryota; Viridiplantae; Streptophyta; Magnoliopsida; Caryophyllales; Amaranthaceae. The transcript has 3 exons. The record is from RefSeq and is a predicted model, not a curated record. Bases 1 to 2634 code for a protein of 877 amino acids.
AUGGGAGAAAAAGCAAAUAAUCAACUCAUUCAACGUGAUCCAAUGAUUGAGGCCUUAAUACAACAGACAGCAGCAUUACAAGAGAUGGUUACGCAAUUGACACUCAAGGUCAUCAACAACGAAUCCAAGAGCAACAAGAAUGACAAAGCAGAUGAUGAUCGGGGGCUUCGAUUCGAAGUAACUGAGUACGAUGGCCAAGGAAACCCCAAAGUCUAUCUUGAAUGGGAGUCGGCAUUAGAGAGGUUCUUCGAGUAUAAGGGAACCAGUACCGAAAAGCAGUUCAAGAUCGCAAUGGCAAAACUAACCAAGUACGCAGCCCUAUGGCAUGCCAAUUUAAAGAAGCAACGCAACAAGGGAGGCAAGAAAAAAAUCGAAACUUGGGAAAAAAUAAAGAAGGGCACAAAGACCAUUGCGCAAUAUGUUGAAGAAUUCGAGAGGAUGUCAAUCUUAUGCAACAUUGAGGAGAGGGAAGAGCAAACUAUAGCUCGAUUCCUAGGGGGAUUAAAUUGCGACAUUUGGGACAAAGUAGAACUGCAACCCAUUCUCUCCUUUCAUGAACUAUGCAAGCUUGCCAUGAUGGUUGAAUCGCAAGCCAAAAGGGCGCCAAACAAGGCCUAUUCGAAGGCGUUCUCUACGCCAGCAAGGCAAACGCCGCCACCGGUGACCCCGGGCACGAGCAAAAACGAUGGCAAGACACCUCCCAAUAUGGAGAAGGAUAAGGGAAAGCAGGAAGCCACUUUGGAGGAUGGCACACCCAAAAAUGACACAGAUAGUGACCAAGAAUGUAGGCCUGAAAGUAGUGACGAUGAGGAAGAGGGUGAACAAAAUAACUUGGUCCUACAAAGGGUGUUGCAUUCAAAGUCUGUGGAUGAGACGCAACGCGAAACUAUCUUCCACACUCGGUGCAAGGUAAAUAAAUCCACCUUCAAGCUGAUAGUUGAUGGGGGGAGUUGCGCCAACGUAGUAGCUGGUGGCCUAGUUAACAAACUGCAAUUGUCAACUACAAGACACCCAAAGCCCUACAAACUUAAGUGGCUGGAUGAGGACAACGAAGUAUCGGUGAGGAAGCAAACAUUGGUCAACUUUACAAUUGGUAAAUACCAAGACGAAGUUUUAUGUGACAUUGUGCCUAUGGACGCUUGUGAUAUAUUACUUGGCCGACCGUGCCAAUUUGACAGGAAGACCAUUCACGAUGGAGAGUCUAACACUUACAAAAUCACACACGAUGGGAAGACGAGGAUUUUACUUCCACUAAAUCCCAGCGACAUUAAGGUCACGAAAAAGAGUACCCCAAAGGAAAGCAAACAAGUAAUGUAUGUCAAUAGGAAGCAAUUUGAGAAGGAAUUCCACCAUCAUCAAAUAGCAUAUGUUCUCGUGGCUAAGGAGAUAAAACCAUUUGAUUGCAUUAAGAACCGUAAGUUAAGGGAAUCAUUGCAUGAGUUUGAGGAUGUUUUUCCCGACGAUUUACCUCAGGGAUUACCACCAGUCAGGGGGAUUGAAUAUCAAAUUGAUUUGAUACCGGGAGCACCAAUACCCAACAAGCCUCCAUACAGAUGCAAUCCUGAAGAAACAAAGGAGAUGCAGAGACAGAUUGAUGAAUUAAUGGCAAGAGGGUACGUUCAGGAAAGUAUGAGCCCGUGCGCAGUACCUACACUAUUAGUACCGAAGAAGGACGGGACAUGGCGCAUGUGUAUCGAUAGCAGGGCGAUCAAUAAUAUCACUAUCAAGUACAGAUUUCCUAUUCCACGAUUGGAUGACUUGUUAGACGAGUUAAGUGGUUCCAAGCUAUUCUCGAAAAUUGACCUCCGAAGCGGGUACCAUCAGAUUUGCAUAAGAGAAGGGGAUGAAUGGAAGACCGCAUUCAAAACAAAGCAUGGCUUGUACGAGUGGUUGGUGAUGCCGUUUGGGUUAACAAACGCUCCCAGCACAUUCAUGCGGUUGAUGAACGAAGUAUUUCGUCCUUUCAUUGGUAAGUUUGUGGUAGUUUACUUGGACAAUAUUCUGGUAUACAGUCGGGACGAGGACCAGCACAUGAACCACAUUCGGCAGGUGUUUGAGGCACUACAAAGGCAUAAAAUUUACGCCAAAUUAGAGAAGUGUGACUUUAUGCAGCGUGAAAUCGGAUUCCUAGGUUACAAUCUUACGCAUGAGGGUAUCAAGGUGGAUCCAAAGAAGGUAGAAGCAAUCGCUUCAUGGCCCGUACCAACCACGGUUACACAAGUACGUUCCUUUCAUGGGCUGGCAUCGUUUUAUAGGCGUUUCAUAAAAAAUUGUAGCACCAUUAUGAGCCCUAUUACGGAGUGCACCAAGCAGGGGAAGUUUAGGUGGACGCAACAAGCACAAGGGGUUUUCGAGUUGAUGAAGGAGAAGAUGUGCAAUACUCCCAUCUUAGCAUUACCUGACUUCACAAAGCCUUUUGAGGUAGAAUGUGACGCGAGUGGAACGGGGAUUGGCGCAGUUUUAACGCGAGGAGGUAAGCCAAUAUCAUAUUUCAGUGAGAAAUUAAAUGGUGGCAAGUUGAACUAUUCGAUGUACGACAAAGAAUUUUAUGCCAUGGUUCGUGCACUAGACCAUUGGAGCCAUUAUCUCAAACCUCAGGCUUUCGUUCUACAUUCAGAUCAUGAUUCCUUGUGA